Molecule: messenger RNA, 276 nt
Organism: Penicillium soppii
Lineage: Eukaryota; Fungi; Ascomycota; Eurotiomycetes; Eurotiales; Aspergillaceae
Product: RTA-like protein
Exons: 2
Coding region: 1-276 (91 amino acids)
Cellular component (GO): membrane
Source: RefSeq, a predicted model, not a curated record
AUGGCCUGCGGUAAUAAGGAAAAUAUCCUAACCUACUUAGAUAGCAUAAUUAUGAUUUUUCUUGCUUCUCUAUAUGCCGUAUCGAUAUAUAUGACUGUAGGUCAACUUAUUGUGCAUCGAGACGCUAAGAUAUUGAGUUCAGUGCCCGUAAAAUGGCUUACUGCGAUCUUCGUUACGGGAGAUAUAAUAGCGUUUUUGAUAGGCAUUGCGGUAAGCGGAACAAAAAACGCGAUGACCACCCGCGAGCAUAUCACGACUUGCGGUCUUACCGUAUAA